Stylophora pistillata is the source of this 2068-nucleotide messenger RNA. Its product is annotated as meteorin-like protein. Lineage: Eukaryota; Metazoa; Cnidaria; Anthozoa; Scleractinia; Pocilloporidae. The record is from RefSeq and is a predicted model, not a curated record. Gene Ontology annotation, molecular function: hormone activity.
UUAUGCCGAUACCAAGGACAAGGACCGAAGGGAAGCCCUUACAAAAUGUUUUGGUUUUUUCAAAGCAAGGAGGCCGCGAUGUAAUGACUUUAUCUAUCGCACUUAACGAUUCAGGAUUUCGCGUGAAUUAAGACAGCCUUGUACUUGUUUGUCUUUAGAACGACAGGCAUUAUUGCUCCCUCAGGAGGGACAACGACCUUCUGUGAUUGGACCAUUUAUCACAACUGCGGUUAUCGAAAUACUAUCGCCUCGUGCCACCAGGAGGACAAAUUAACAUCGUUGUUGCCAGUGAGCUUCAUUAACCAGUCAGUCAGCUAAACAACACAGCCUCGAUGGAGUACUGCAUGUCCUUCAAAGUUCUUCGCUGGCUACUGUUAUUGACUUGCUUUAAAUCUGUGUGUCCCACCAGUUUGGAAGAAGACUGCAUCUGGCGAGGAAGCGGUGUUCCUCGUCAAGAGAGGCCGUCAGUAGUUAGCAUAGAGACAAAGUGUCACCAGGGAGAACUUCAUUGGUCGGACCCUUUUGGAGGCCUGCGAGUCACGUUCAAUCCACGUGAUGUGCACGCCAACUAUAAACUGUGCUUCAUUGCACGGCAUCCUGGUGUAAGGAUCUACACUGAGUGGGGGCAAAAUCUGACUUUGUUGCGAGGAACUGAGGAAAACGAGACAAGAAGUGCAGUUUGCGUAAAGAGCUCCGCGGCGCGACGUCCAGUGUUAUACCUAGAAACUCAGGAAGACCAAAUAAUGACACAACUGAAUUACACUGUGCUGGUGAAUGGUAGAAAGAGGCCUAUACACAAAAGACGAAAAGAAUGCAAGCCUUGUAACUAUAAGGAACUGCUCAGUUCUCUUUGUAAAGCAAAUUUUGUUGUUCGAGGGUAUAUCCGGAACCUUAUUCCCGUCGGAAAUGGUCGGACUCAACAAGCUGAUUUUGAAGCAACAGAAAUCAUCAGACAAGAGAAUGAAAUUUUUGUGAAACGCGACUCGGACGAAUUCUACGGGUCUGUCAACGUUCCUGGUGGCUGCCAUUGGAGAGAAACAGAGGACCAGCUUUUGCUGUUGACGGGAAACCUUGACAGUGGUAAAGGACCUGCACUUCAGUGUUAUAUUCAGGAAGAGGAUUGGGUAAACAUUCCCAAAGAAAACAUUCUGCAUUUUUGCAAAGUGGUUCAUGUUUAAUUUGACAAUUUUCACCUGCUACAGGCUCGAGAGUCGGCUGAAUUCAAGGUGUAGUCACUAAGUAACGUGAUGCGAUGGAUUGUCUUUAAAGCCCACUGAAGUACUGACAUUACUUUCGAUCGGCUCUGAAUGUGUAUGCGAGAAUCUUCGUGCCCUCUCCCCACUAAACCCACGAACAUUUCCCGAAAAUAAACCGCUUUUUUUCCUAGCCCGUAAACAAGAGCGCGAUUUUUUUCAAGAACUAAGUUGGCAGAAGAAUAUAAGUUAGUUUUAUAUCUGCGACAUAUAACUCGUUCAAGGGUAGUACGUCAAGAAUAGGCUGCUGGGGAGGUUUUUGGCUAGUCACCGAUAAAAUUAGAAUGUCUUUUAUUAUCGUUUAUUGUUAUCAGAAGAGAAAAUAAGAGUUGUUAAUCACCCGACACUCGGGACGAGAACCUGGGUGAUUUGAAACAACGAUGAACUUACCGAAACAUAAGUAUAAUUUUUAUUGUAAAGGGAAAAGGAAAUACAAGGUUUCUUCUUCGCGCUCCUCGAAUUCCACAAAAUCCUUGAAAAAUCAAAUUGGUAAGAACUUUCCAUUGACCUCUUCAAAUCCUCUGAACCCUUACCCUUUAAAAUUUAAAAUUCUUGGUAACUACGGAUAUCUCACUUGUUUAUAAAGGUACAAGAUAUAUAGAAGAGCUGUAAUAGUGAAUAAUUAAUAUUAUGAAUUUCAAGGUAAAAAGAUUAUUAUUUAUCCUUGUAAAUAUUGUACAGAACUCAAGUCAGACUUGAAAGAUUUAAACUUAAAAGGUGUUUUCUUCUGAAAGUACAACUAAAGAUAAAAUGUUCACUCAUACAAACAUAAAAUGUGAUUAAAAUCAAAUAUACUCCAAAAUCUUGUCUAUUCU